Molecule: messenger RNA, 4237 nt
Organism: Vitrella brassicaformis
Lineage: Eukaryota; Vitrellaceae
Source: the annotation of a GenBank genome assembly
GUCAAGGCAACUCCAUGUCACCCACACCCACACCCAGACCCAUCGACGCGUUAAUUCAUGCACGUGAAGCACGUCAGCACUGUGAGUGUACCAUCCGUCCACCCCUUCAUCAUCCCUUCAUCAAUGAAUGCACCAUUCGAUCACAAAUACGUCUUCCUUCCAAUGGUGGGCGGCCGGACGCACAAACCCAGCCAGCCACCUGCCAUGCCACCCCUUCGCCCCGCCCUCUCUCUUGAUCCAUCUGUGCUGGCAGGGCCGGCCAUUCAUCUCUCUGUUUGUCUAUCUUGUGAUUGCUGUAGCGGCUGCUGCAUCCCCCGCGGUGGCCGACGACACGAACACAGGUGUGAGCACCAUCGUGACCGUGGCCACCAACUUGAUCAACACAUGUACCGAUGGACCUGCACACCAUACCAAGACACCAGAAUGUCCAUACGUCCACCAUAUGAAUCUCCCUGCUUACCGGCAGUGUCUUUUGAUGGGUCUCCCACUGUGUCGCCCACCACGGCGGCCUUGUGGGUGUCGCUGCCCUUACCGCCAAGCGCACCUAAACAUAACAUACGCAGACAUUCGCACAUCACAUCCAUACGAGUGCACACACUGGAUAGACAGAACGGCUCCGCACCUCACCUGUCUCGACGUAUUUCUUGGCGUUGUCCCAUGCGCCGCCAGCGUUGUUGAGGAACAGCGCCAUCAAGAUACCUACACACAUGACACACACACACACACACACAUGUAUGGCAAAAAGGCUCUCCCCCUCUCCCCUCCCUCUCUCUGUGGCCCACCGCACCGGUGGAUGUGCUGAACAUGAGAAAGGACGCAAUCACCUGCGCACCUGCAGGCACCAAGACAGACAGACAAGCAACAACCAAGCCACUAAUUGACCAGCACUGUGAGGGCUGUCAAUGCCGUCGGGUGGCUCACCGAGGAAAGGCUUAUUCCAAUACGACCCCAGCAACCUGCAUCAAGGACAGACAGACAGGCAGCCAUGGACACCUGUGUGUAUGGUUUAUGCAUACGUCCCGAAUGUACCUAAACACAAAUCCCACAGCCAAUGGCGAGAGGACGGAGAGCAGCCCGGGCUUGACCAUCUCACGCAGCGCUGCACGGGAGACUAUCGCCACACAUGCUGCAGCCAUGAGAGCAACACGCACGAGUUGAGUGGCGUGCGGACGUCUGGAUCGUAUGUGCGUACUUACUGUGGUAGUCAGGUUUUUCGGCGAAGUCCAUGAUCCCGGGGCACUCUGAGAACUGUCUCCUGACCUCCUUGACGACCUCCUGUGCGGCCCGGCCGACCGACUCCAUUGCCCAGCUGCUGAAGAGGAACACCAUCAUCGCCCCGAUCAGCCCCCCUAUGAACACUGAACAGAACAGCCACAUGCACCGCACCCGGACAGACAGACACGCAUAGCAUAAGAAGGAGGAGGAACAUCUGGUUGAGUGUGGGGGCGUAGGUACCUUCAGGUUGGGCCAGGUCGACCACUUCGAAUGUCUUGCCCGUGUAAACCGUCACCUGUGCACCCACACCCACACCACACAUAGGUCCACACCAAUGUUUGCGGUGUCUGCCGGCGCGCACCUCGUCCAGAAACGCAGAGAAUAGGAGGAAACACGCGAGUGACGCGGAGCCGACUGAGAAGCCCUUGGUGUUGGCCUUGGUCACGUUGCCCACAGCAUCCAGACGAUCGGUGAUGGCCCUGCACAUUCACACACACACACACACACAGGGCCAGAGGUGAGGUGCGAGCGAAUUAAGACAGGCAGGGUGUGUCUGUCCGUCCGUUGGUUUGUUUCGUUGUACCUGACUUGUUCGUCCUGUUGGCUCAUCUCGACGAUGCCGCCCGCAUUGUCGGCGAUGGGACCGAAACUCGACAUGCUGACCGAUGGAUGGAUGGAUGCCACACAGACAGAUGGAUCAGUUGCUUGGUGGGAGGAGGGGUGUUUACCUGAGGACGAAGACGGCAGUGCAGAGCAUCCCCAUGGUGGCCACUGCCGUCCCGAACAGCCCUGCCAUCGUCUUGCCCGUGCCUAAGAUCUCCGUCCCCACACCUACACACAACACACAGCACUCAGUCGGUGUCUGCCCACGGCCUGCCUGCGUGCGUGCCCGACUGACCGAGGUAGUAGGAGAUGAUGACAGCGACGGAGAUGCAAAUCACAGGGAGUGCUGUGCUCUCCAUGCCCACCGAUAUGCCGGCGAUGAUGUUGGUGGCGGGGCCUGUCAGGGAGGCCUCGGCGAUGCGCUUGACCUGUGGGUACUCGUAGUCGGUGUAGUACUGCGUUAUGAUCACAAACAGGAAGGCGCACACCAUCCCCACAGCACCGCACCCCGAGAAGUGCAGCCACGCCCUUGGCUGGUCCUCGAAAUACAGAAAAUACCUACAUGCACCCAAUCGGAUGGAUGGAUGGAUGAGUGUGUGGGGUGCGGUGGUGUGAGCUGACUGACCUGCAGAGUCCCGCGAAGCCAACGAUGCUCAUGAUGCACGUGACCAUGUACACGCGAAUCAUGAUCUUGAGAGGGUCCUCGGGGGCCCCCGCCGCGCUGUCUGCGUCGGGCAGGCCCUUCUUGGUCCGCACCAGCAGAAUGCCGAUCGACGACGUCACCAAGUCCAUGCAGUGCACACCCAGGGGGAACAACACGAACCCUGCCGCGGCGGCGUCCGGCAGCUUGGCCUCGUCGGCCAGGGCCCCUCCCAGGAUCAUGGCACUGAUAAUCUCGGCAGCGAUGCUCUCAAACAGAUCCGCACACUGACCCGCACAGUCGCCCACAUUAUCGCCGACGAGGUCGGCGAUGACGGCGGGGUUUCUGGGGUCGUCCUCAGGGAUGCCGGCCUCCACCUUGCCCACCAGGUCGGCCCCCACGUCUGCACCCUUGGUGUAGAUGCCGCCCCCCAGCUGCGCAAACAUGGCCACCAGGGACGCGCCAAAGCCGUAGCCGACGAUCAGCAGCGGCAGCCGGACAAAGGGAAUCGCCGGGAGGAAGAUCCGCAGGAAGAGGAUGAUGGUUGAGAUGCCACCCACGGCGAGGGCGACGUUGACGACUGAGCUGAUGGCGCCGCCUCUGAAACACAGCUGCAGCGCCUCGUUGUAGCACCUUCGUGCAGCAGACGCCACCCUGAUGUUGGCCCGCACGGACACCCACAUGCCGGAGUAGCCCGCGAGUGCGCUGCAGAGUGCGCCGACGAUGAAAGUGAAUCCUGUGAGGAAUGCGAUGCCGUAGGUGGAGAGGUACUGGAUCUCGCCAGGGCCGGCGUUGCUGUCCUUGGCCAUGUAGAUGAGGAUGAUGACGAACGUGAAGACAAACGAUAUCUUGACGAUAGUGCCGUACUGCACGGCAAAGAAACCCUCAGCGCCCUCGCGAAUGGGCUCGGACACCUCGCGCAUCGCAACCGUGCCCCUGUCAGCCAGCCAGGCCAUCCAAAGGCAUUACAACGUGUGCAUGUGUGUGGUUGGUUCGUUGCUCACUCACUCGUCGAAUGCACUGAGCCAUGAGAGAAGCCAUAGUGAGAAGAGGAUGGCGCCGAUGGCGAUGAGUAUGGCCGCCAGGACGACAAAUAUGGCGAAGUCGGAGCAUAUCAGCCACAGCAGGAACAAGACGCCGAAGAACCCGCCCGUCACCGUGAUAGUCAGCGUCGACCGAGCCGGCAGGUCCAAAGCAUUGUACGCCGACACCUGACGCAACGCACACACACAAUCACCACACCAUGACAACCCACCGACCCAGUCAGUCCAUCGUGUGUGCGUGCGUGCGGACGAUUCUCUCGAUGUCGGUUUCCUUGGCCUUUUCGCUUUUGCCGUAGAAGCCGACGGUGCUCGUGUGUGGUCCGCCCGCAGAGUAGUGGCCGGCGUGAGUGUGGUAGGGAAGCAACUCACGCUGCUCACUGCUCAUGUUGCCACUACGAUGCAUUGACUAACAGUGACCGUCGACACGUCACAAUCAGUCUCCACCGCACAAACUCUGGUGAAGCCGCUGGAGACCAGAGAAUUGCUGCAGAAACACACGCAGAGAAAGGCGAUGGUGCAGAAGGUCUGUGUGUUUGUGUGUGCGUGUGUGCAUCACACCUCUCUCAGGAAUGACGGUUCCUCUUCCAACAGGUGUCUGUCGAAAACCACACCAGCAGGCAGGAAGGUAGAUCCCCGCUUCACCAGGAUGCGCUUCUAAGCAGAUCUGCUUUGUUUGUUGAGGUGUCGGCGCCUGCCGCCAGUAGUUGCUCCUUCUCCACAGCGCCUUGCCCUCCAC